This is a messenger RNA of Polypterus senegalus (gray bichir), 827 nucleotides long. It is a transcript of the gene emg1, whose product is annotated as EMG1 N1-specific pseudouridine methyltransferase. Gene Ontology annotation, cellular component: small-subunit processome; nucleolus. The transcript has 5 exons. Gene Ontology annotation, molecular function: rRNA binding; rRNA (pseudouridine) methyltransferase activity. Gene Ontology annotation, biological process: rRNA base methylation. Lineage: Eukaryota; Metazoa; Chordata; Cladistia; Polypteriformes; Polypteridae. Bases 34 to 756 code for a protein of 240 amino acids. The record is from RefSeq and is a predicted model, not a curated record.
UCUUGUGCCAGCGAGUCAACGUCAUUCGACAGCAUGGCGACUCCCAGGAAUGGAAAGCGUGCUGGAAAUGAAGACGAUGGGUUUUGUCGGAAACCUAAACCCAAACAUCUUCGUACCUUGCAUGAAAGAAUGUCAGAAAGGAGACUUGUAGUAGUCCUGGAAGGCGCCUCACUCGAAACAGUUAAAGUUGGGAAAACAUUUGAACUACUAAAUUGCGAUAAACAUAAAAACAUAAUUCUGAAAAGUGGUAGAGACCUAGGUUCUGUACGACCUGACAUUACUCAUCAGUCAUUGCUGAUGUUGAUGGACAGUCCCUUGAACAGAGCUGGCUUGCUUCAAGUUUACAUCCACACCCAGCAAAAUAUUCUAAUAGAGAUCAAUCCACAGACACGCAUUCCCCGGACCUUUGAUCGUUUUUGUGGAUUGAUGGUUCAGUUGCUCCACAAACUUAGUGUUCGUGCCUCAGAUGGACCUGACAAGUUGCUGAAAGUUAUCAAGAACCCAAUUUUAGAUCACCUUCCUGUGGGAAGUAUGAAGAUUGGUACUUCAUUUAGUUCUCAAAGUUCGCCUGUCAAUCCUCGUGAUCUUGUACCCGAGUCGGAGCCAUGUGUCAUUGUGAUUGGAGCUUUUGCUCAUGGCUCAAUCAAUGUUGAUUAUACAGAGAAGAUGGUUUCAAUUAGCAACUAUCCCCUAUCUGCUGCCCUCACCUGUGCAAAAGUGUGUACUGCAUUUGAGGAAGUAUGGGGUGUUGUUUGAAACAAUAGGACCAACUACUCUUUCUGGUUUUGUCUUUUUUUUCCUGUUUUAAAUAAAGGACUGAUUUACUG